Molecule: messenger RNA, 321 nt
Organism: Blepharisma stoltei
Lineage: Eukaryota; Ciliophora; Heterotrichea; Heterotrichida; Blepharismidae
Source: the annotation of a GenBank genome assembly
AUGGCUUCUCACAGAAAUAAUCAACUAGCAACUCCAGGAUACUCAACGCCUUCAAGAGAAUACGCAGAAUCCAGAGGCCACCCAAGAAGGAGAAAAUUCGAAGAUUCAAAUUCUCCUUUAAGAAUCAGGCCUUUUGAAGACUGUGAAGACGUUUUUUCGUUUAACAAAGAAGUGGCGGCAAGACUUGAAAUGCAAAGAAAAGCUGAAAGAGAAAGAGAAAUGAAGCAAGAAAUCUUGCAGAAAAUCAAGGCGCUGGACCAAGAAACCUGGCUAUUUAAUAUACCAGGAGCAUGUUUUUGUCCUAGAUAUUCGAAUUUAUAA